Messenger RNA from Acanthosepion pharaonis, 7695 nucleotides. The record is from the annotation of a GenBank genome assembly. Lineage: Eukaryota; Metazoa; Mollusca; Cephalopoda; Sepiida; Sepiidae.
AUGUCCCUCUCUCUCUCUCUCUCUCUCUCUCUCUCUCCCUCUCUCUCCCUCUCUCUCUUUCUCUCUCUCAUUCUUCUCCGUCAUGGAAAAUAUACAUACUAUUACUUUUCGUUUUCUUCCGUCUCUUUCACUAUUCCUUUUUCUUUUUUCCGUGUCUUUCACUAUUCCUUUUCCUUUUUUCUCACUCUUUCACUAUUCCUUUUCGUUUUCUUCUGUCUCUUUCACUAUUCCUUUUCAUUUCUUUCCCUCUCUUUCACUAUUCCUUUUCGUUUACUUCCGUCUCUUUCACUAUUCUUUUCUCUUUUUUCCCUCUCUUUCACUAUUCCUUUUCCUUUUUUCACUCUUUUUCACUGUUUCUUUUCGUUGUCUUACCUCUGUUUCACUAUUCCUUUUCAUUUUUCCCCUCUCUUUCUCUAUUCCUUUUCCUUUUUUCCCUCAUUUUUACUAUUCCUUUUCGUUUUCUUCCGUCUCUUUCACUAUUCCUUUUCCUUUUUUCCCUCUCUUUCACUAUUCCUUUUCUUUUUUUCCCUCUCUUUCACUAUUCCUUUUCGUUUUCUUCCGUCUCUUUCACUAUUCCUUUUCCUUUUUUCCCUAUUCUUUUCUUUUUUCCCUUUUCCAUUUUUUCCCUCUCUUUCACUAUUCCUUUUCGUUUUCUUCCGUCUCUUUCAUUCUAUUCCUUUCCUCUUUUUUCCUUUUCUCUUUCUCACUAUUCCUUUUCUUUUUUUCCUUUUCUCCUUUCUCUAUUCUUUUUCCUUUUUUCCCUCUCUUUCACUAUUCCUUUUCUUUUUUUCCUUCUCUUUCAUUAUUCCUUUUCGUUUUCUUCCGUCUCUUUCCUAUUCCUUUUCCUUUUUUCCUCUCUUUCACUAUUUCCUUUUUUUUUUCCUCUCUUUUCACUAUUCCUUUUUUUUUUUUUUCCAUCUCUUUUCCUUUUAUUCCUUUUUUUUUUUCCUUCACUUUCACUAUUCCUUUUCUUUUUUUUUCCUCUCUUUCACUAUUCCUUUUCCUUUUUUCUUCCUCUUUCACUAUUCCUUUUCUUUUUUCCCUCUCUUUCACUAUUCCUUUUCCUUUUUUCCCUCUCUUUCACUAUUCCUUUUCGUUUUCUUCCGUCUCUUUCACUAUUCCUUUUCCUUUUUCCCUCUCUUUCACUAUUCCUUUUCCUUUUUUUCCCUCUCUUUCACUAUUCCUUUUCCUUUUUCCCUCUCUUUCACUAUUCAUUUUUUCCAUUUUUCUUUUCCUUUUUUCACUAUUUUUUUCGUUUUUUUCCCUCUCUUUGACUAUUCCUUUUCAUUUUUCCCUCUCUUUCACUAUUCCUUUUCCAUUUUUCCCUCUCUUUCACUAUUCCUUUUUUUUUUUUCUUUCCGUCUCUUUUUCCCCUCUUUCCUUUUUCCUUUUUCCCUCUCUUUCACUAUUCCUUUUCUUUUUUCCCUCUCUUUCACUAUUCCUUUUCCUUUUUUCCCUCACUUUUACUAUUCCUUUUCGUUUUCUUCCGUCUCUUUCACUAUUCCUUUUCCUUUUUUCCCUCUCUUUCACUAUUCCUUUUCGUUUUCUUCCCUCUCUUUCACUAUUCCUUUUUCUUUUUUCCCUCUCUUUCACUAUUCCUUUUCCAUUUUUUCCCUCUCUUUCCCUAUUCCUUGUCCAUUUUUUCCCUCUCUUUCACUAUUCCUUUUCCUUUUUUCCCUCCCUUUCACUAUUCCUUUUCGUUUUCUUCCCUCUCUUUCACUAUUCCUUUUCAUUUUUUCCCUCUCUUUCACUAUUCUCUUUCCAUUUUUCUUCCUCUCUUUCACUAUUUUUCCCUUUCGUUUUCUUCCUUUUCAUUUUUUCACUAUUCUUUUUUCCUUUUUCCUUUUUCCCUUCUUUUAUUCCUUUUCCUUUUUCCCUUUCUUUCACGUUUAUUCCUUUUCGUUUUCUUCCGUCUCUUUCACUAUUCCUUUUCCUUUUUUCCCUCUCUUUCACUAUUCCUUUUCUUUUUUCCCUCUCUUUCACUAUUCCUUUUCCUUUUUUCCCUCUCUUUCACUAUUCCUUUUCCGUUUUCUUCCUCCUUUCACCUUUUAUUCCUCUUUUCCUUUUUCCCUCUCUUUCACUAUUCCUUUUCGUUUUUUCUGUCUCUUUCCUUAUUCCUUUUCAUUUCUUUCCUCUCUUUUUUCACUCUUUCCUUUUCUUUUUCUCUUUCCUAUUCUUUGCAUUUUCACUAUUCCUUUUCUUUUUUCCUCUCUUUCACUAUUCCUUUUCAUUUUUUUCCCUCUUUUUUCUUUUCUGUUUCUUUUCGUUUUCUUUCCCUCUGUUUCACUAUUAUCUUUUCAUUUUUUUCCCUCUCUUUCUCUAUUCCUUUUCCUUUUUCCCUCUUUUUUCCUUUUCCUUUUUUUCGUUUUCCUUUUCAUUUUCUCCCUCUCUUUCCUUUUCCUUUUUUUUCUUCCUCUCUUUCACUAUUCCUUUUCUUUUUCCCCUCUAUUCCUUUUCACUUUUCCUUUUCGUUUUCUUCCGUCUCUUUCACUAUUCCUUUUCCUUUUUUCCCUCUCUUUCACUAUUCCUUUUCCAUUUUUCCCUCUCUUUUCUCUCUUUCCUUUUCGUUUUUUUCCGUCUCUUUCACUAUUCCUUUUUUUUUUCCCUCUCUUUCACUAUUCCUUUUUUUUUUUCCUCUCUUUCACUAUUCCUUUUCAUUUUUUUUCUCUUUCUAUUUCUUUCACUAUUCUUUUUCUUUCCCUUUUUUUUCCUCUUUCAUUAUUCCUUUUCCAUUUUUUCCCUCUCUUUCACUAUUCCUUUUCAUUUUUUCUUCUUUUUUCCUAUUCCUUUUCCUUUUUUCCUCUCUUUCACUAUUCCUUUUCUUUUUUUCCCUCUCUUUAUUCUUUUCCUUUUCCUUUUUUCCAUCUCUUUUUUCACUCUUUUCUAUUUUUUUUUUUUCCUUCUUUCUAUUUUUCAUUUUCCCUCUUUUCUUCCUUUUCAUUUUUCUUCCUCUCUUUCACUAUUCCUUUUUUCUCUUUUCCUUUAUUCCUUUUCCUUUUUUCCCUCUCUUUCACUAUUCCUUUUCAUUUUUUCCCUCUCUUUUCCUAUUCCUUUUUGUUUUUCGUCUCUUUUCCCUUCCUUUUUCCUUUUUUUUCCUCUUCCUUUUCUUCCUUUUUUUUUCCGUCUCUUUCCCUAUUCCUUUUCCUUUUCCCUCUCUUUCUUUUCCUUUUCCUUUUCCUUUUUUCAUUUUCUUCUCUUUUUCAUUUUUCCUUUUCUCUUCCUUUUCCCUUUCUCUUUCACUAUUCCUUUUCCAUUUUUUCCUCUCUUUCACUAUUCCUUUUCGUUUUCUUCCGUCUCUUUCACUAUUCCUUUUCCUUUUUUCCCUCUCUUUCACUAUUCCUUUUCCAUUUUUUCCCUCUCUUUCACUAUUCCUUUUCGUUUUCUUCCGUCUCUUUCCUAUUCCUUUUCCUUUUUUCCCUCUCUUUCACUAUUCCUUUUCCUUUUUUCCCUCUCUUUCACUAUUCCUUUUCCUUUUUUUUUUCCUAUUCCUUUUACUAUUCCCCUUUUCUUUUUUCUUUUCUUAUCUCUUUCACUAUCAUUUUUUUCUUUCUCUUUUUUCAUUUUCCCUCUCUUUCACAAUUCCUUUUGAAAUUUUCUUCCCUCUCUUUCACUAUUCCUUUUUCGUUUUUCCUCUCUUUCCUCUUCCUUUCCUUUUUUAUUCCUCUUUCCAUUUUUUUCCUCUCUUUUCCUUUUCCUUGUCCAUUUUUUUCCUUUUCAUUUUUUCUCUAUUCCUUUUCCUUUUUUCCUCUCUUUCACUAUUCCUUUUCUUUUUUCCCUCUCUUUCACUAUUCCUUUUCCUUUUUUCCCUCUCUUUCACUAUUCCUUUUCGUUUUCUUCCGUCUCUUUCACUAUUCCUUUUCCUUUUUUUCCCUCUCUUUCACUAUUCCUUUUCGUUUUCUUCCCUCUCUUUCACUAUUCCUUUUCGUUUUCUUCCGUCUCUUUCUUUUAUUCCUUUUUCCUUUAGAUUUUCUUUUCUUCUUUAUUCCUUUUCCUUUUUUCCCUCUCUUUCACUAUUCCUUUUCGUUUUCUUCCAAAAGAAAUUUUCUUUCCUUUUCCUUUCUCCCGUCCUUUUCCUAUUCUUUUUCCCCUUUUUUCCCUUUUCACUUUUUAUUACUUUUUCUUUUUUUUCCCUCUCUUUCACUAUUCCUUUUUCGUUUUUUUCCUUCUAUUCUUUCAUUUUUUCCUUUUCCUUUUUCCUUUUUCUUCCUUUUCCCUAUUCCUUUUUUCCUCUUUUUUUCCCUCUCUUUCACUAUUCCUUUCCUUUUCCUUUUUCUUCCCUCUCUUUCCUAUUCCUUUUCAUUUUUUCCCUCUCUUUCACUAUUCCUUUUCCUUUUUCUAUUCCUUUCUUUCCCUAUAAAGAGAAAGUUUUUUUUUCUUCCCUUUUUUUCAUUUUAUUCCUUUUAUCUUUUUUCCCUCUUUUCCUAUUCCUUUUACUUUUUCCCUCUCUUUCACUAUUCCUUUUUUCCUUUUUUCCGUCUCUUUUACUUUUCCUUUUUCCUUUUUUCCCUCUUUUCACUAUUCCUUUUCCUUUUUUUUCCCUCUCUUUCACUAUUUUUUCGUUUUCUUCCGUCUCUUUCACUUAUUCCUUUUCCUUUUCCCUUUCUUUCACUAUUCCUUUUCUUUUUUUUUCUCUCUUUCACUAUUCCUAAAUGUUUUCUUCCGUCUCUUUCACUAUUCCCUUUUUCCCUCUCUUUCACUAUUCUUUUCCAUUUUUCUCCCUAUUCCUUUCAUUUAUUUUUUCCUUUUCGUUUUCCCUCUCUUUCCCUAUUCCUUUUACGUUUUCUUCCUCUCUUUUCCAUUAUACCUUUUCCUUUUUUUUUCCUUUUUCCCUAUACCUUUUCGUUUUUUUCCAUCUCUUUCACUAUUCCUUUUUCUUUUUCCCUCUCUUUCCUUUAUUCCUUUUCCUAUUCCUUUUUUUUCCCUCUCUUUCCUAUUCCUUUUCCAUUUUUUCCCUCUCUUUCCUUUCCUUUUCCAUUUUUUCUCUUUUCUUCCUCUCAUUUUUUUCACUAUUCCUUUUUCGUUUUCUUCCCUCUCUAUUUUCCUUUUUCCCUUUUCAAUUUUUUCAUUUGUCUUCUUUCUAUUCCUUUUCAUUUUUUUCCCUCUCUUUCACUAUUCCUUUUCCUUUUUUCCCUCCGUUUCACUAUUCCUUUUCGUUUUCUUCCCUCUCUUUCACUAUUCAUUUUCUUUUUCCCCUCUUUCAAUAUUCAUUUUCCAUUUUUUCCUCUCUUUCUCUAUUCCUUUUCUUUUUUCCUCUCUUUCACUAUUCCUUUUCCUUUUUCCUCUCUUUCACUAUUCCUUUUUUUUUUUUCCUCUCUUUCCUAUUCUUUUUCCUCUUUUUUAUUCCCUCUCUUUUUUUCUUUCUUUCUUUUCGUCUUUUCUAUUCCGUCUCUCUCUUUUCCUAUUCCUUUUUCCUUUUUCCUCUCUUUCACUAUACCUUUUUUUUUCCUUUUCAUUUUCACUAUUCUUUUUACUUUUUUCCCUCUCUUUUACUAUUCCUUUUCGUUUUAUUCCGUCUCUUUCACUAUUCCUUUUCCAUUUUUUCCCUCUCUUUCACUAUUCCUUUUCGUUUUCUUCCCUCUCUUUCACUAUUCCUUUUUCUUUUUUCCCUCUCUUUCCCUAUUCAUUUUCCAUUUUUUCCCUCUCUUUCACUAUUUCUUUUCUUUUUUUCCCUCUCUUUCACUAUUCCUUUACGUUUUCUUCCCUCUCUUUCACUAUUCCUUUUUCCUUUUUCCCUCUCUUUCCCUAUACCUUUUCCAUUUUUCCCUCUCUUUCUCUAUUCCUUUUCGUUUUCUUCCGUCUCUUUCACUAUUCCUUUUUUCUUUUUUCCUUCUCUUUUUCCUUGAAUUACUGUGCCCUGUAGCCAAUCAUAGUCCACUUGUCGACCAUCUGUUGUCCUCACACAUUUCUGUUGGUUUUUCCUCUCCUUUCUUUAUUCUGUUCCAUAAAUUUGACCACAUCGCUCUUUUUAUUCUGUCACAUCUUGGCAUCAUUGGUGCCAAUGUUCCAAAGAUGCUUUUUCUUUUUUCUUUUUUUUUUUUCCUUUUUUUUUCUUUUUUCUUUUUUUUUCUUUUUUUUUUUUCUUUUUUUUUUUUUUUUUUCCUUUUUUUCUUUUUCUUUUUCUUUUUUCUUUUUUUUCUUUUUUUUCUUUUUUUUUUCCUUUCUUUUUUUUUUUUUUUUUUUUUUCUUUUUUCUUUUCUUUUUCUUUCUCCCUUUUUUCUUUUCUUUUUCUUUCUCCCUUUUUUCUUUUCUUUUUCUUUCUCCCUUUUUUCUUUUCUUUUUUCUUUCUCCCUUUUUUCUUUUCUUUUUUCCUUUUUUCUUUUCCCUUUUCCUUUUUCUUUUCUUUUCCUUUUCUUUUUCUUUUUUUUUCUUUUUCCUUUUUUUCUUUUUUUUUUUUCCUUUUUCUUUUUUUUCCUUUUUUCCUUUUUCUUUUCCUUUUUCUUUUUUUUCUUUUCCCUUUUUUUCUUUUCUUUUUUUUUCUUUUUUCUUUCCUUUCUUUUUCUUUCCUUUUCCCCUUUUCUUUUCUUUUCCUUUUUUCUUUUUUCUUUUCCUUUUUCUUUCUCUUUUUUCCUUUUUCUUUUCGUUUUUCUUUUCCUUUUUCUUUUCUUUUUUUCUUUUCCUUUUUUUUCUUUUCGUUUUUUUUCCUUUUUUUCUUUUCGUUUUCCUUUUUCCCUUUUUCUUUUCCCUUUUUUUUUUUUCCCUCUUUUCUAUUCCCUUUUCUUUUUCCCUUCUUUCCCUAUUCGUUUUUCUUUCCUAUUCCCCUUUCUUUCCCUAUUCCCCUUUUUUUCCUUUCCCCUUUCUUUCCUCUUUUUUCUUUCCUUUCCCCUUUUCCCUCUCUUUCCCUAUUCCUUUUUCUUUUUAUUUCCUUUUUCCUAUUCCUUUUCUUUUGAUUCCCCUUUCUUUCCUAUUCCUUUCUUUUUCCUAUGUCCUUUUCUUUUCCCCUUUCCUUUUUCCCUCUCUUUCCCUUUCUUUUCUUAUUCCCUUUCUUUCCUAUUCCCCUUUCUUUUAUUCCCCUUUCUUUUCCCUAUUCCUUUUCUUUCCUAUUCCCCUUUCUUUUCUUUCCUUUUCCCCUCUCUUUUCCCCUUUCUUUCCUAUUCCCCUUUCUUUCCUAUUCCUUUUCUUCCCUAUUCCCUUUCUUUCCCUAUUCCCUUUCUUUCCUUCCCUUUCUUUCCCUAUUCCUUUCUUUCUUUUUUCCCCUUUCUUUCCUAUUCCCUUUCUUUCCUAUUCCCCUUUUUUUUCCUAUUCCCUUUUUCUUUCCUAUUCCCUUUCUUUCCCUAUUCCCCUUUCUUUCCUAUUCCCCUCUCUUUCCUAUUCCCCUUUUCUUUCCUAUUCCCCUUUCUUUUCCUAUUCCCCUUUCUUCCCUAUUCCUUUCCCUUUCCUAUUCCCUUUCUUUCUAUUCCCCUUUCUUUAUCCUUUUCUUUCUUUUCCUCUUCCCCUUUUCUUUCCUUUCCCCUUUCUUUUCCUAUUCCUUUUCUUUUCCUUUUCCCUUUCUUUCCUAUUCCCCUUUUAACUUUUAUUCCUUUUUCCUUUUCCCUCUAUUUCACUAUUCCUAAAUGUUUUUCUUCCGUAAAAAAAAAAAUUUUUAUUUUCCUUUUUCCUCUCUUUCACUAUAAAAGAAUUUUUCCCUCUCUUUCACUAUUCCUUUUCAUUUUCUUCCGUCUCUUUCAAUUAUUCUUUUUCCUUUUUUCCCUCUCUUAA